Candida dubliniensis CD36 is the source of this 609-nucleotide messenger RNA. It is a transcript of the gene OCA6, whose product is annotated as protein-tyrosine-phosphatase. Gene Ontology annotation, molecular function: phosphatase activity. The coding region runs from base 1 to 609 and encodes 202 amino acids. The transcript has a single exon. The record is from RefSeq and is a predicted model, not a curated record. NCBI's taxonomy places the organism in Eukaryota, Fungi, Ascomycota, Pichiomycetes, Serinales, Debaryomycetaceae.
AUGUCACAAAUUGUUCCUGAGAUUUAUGUACCGCCGCUUCGAUUCAGUAUGGUUCAACCCAGCCUAUAUCGAGGCGCAUACCCACGAGAAGUGAAUUUCAAGUUUCUUGAAACUUUACAAUUGAAAACAAUCAUAUCUUUAACUCCCAACCCAAUCACCAAAGAGACGGAUCCUGAACUAUACAAUUUUGCCAAAGAGAAUCAAAUUCAACUAAUUCAUCUAGAAUGUGCACAAUCAGGUAAAGGUAAAAAAAGAGGGGUGCCCUUAGAUUACGAAAUAGCAAUACAAGGAUUACAGUAUAUUAUUCAUAAUCAAUAUCAGCCAGUUUAUGUUCAUUGUUACAAUGGAGGACAGGUAACGAGUUUAAUGGUUGCAUGCUUGCGGAAACUACAAUUUUGGUCAGCAAUUUCCAUUUUCAAUGAGUUUAUUAAUUUUACAACAAACAUCACCGUUAAUGAUAGAAGUUUUGUCGAUGGAUUCCACGGCGAAAUACACAUAAAUCAUGACGACAAAGUCGACUGGCUAUGGGUUGGAGUAAGUAAACAUGUGGUGGGACACCACCCUAAGUUUCAAUUUAUUGACAAAAACAAAUCUAUGAAUUCUAUUUAA